AUGGAUUUGGCAGUCUUGAAGCGCACGCACCCAACCUGUCUACGUUCUUAUGUUCCUAACUUCUUGCGUCUUCAUUCUACUGUUUUACAUCAGAUUCGCAUGACUAGGCUGGAGGCUGCUAUUUCUGCGCGCAUACAUGCUCGGGGAUGGUGUCUUCCAGACCAUUUGCUCGUACAACGAAACACAAAUAAUGAGACUAUUCCAUUCGCUCACUCGAAUCAUUCGGCUACCACUGGUAUCGGAGUAUUCUUGGCUAAUCCUCUUACUGACACUUCACGCUGGCAUAACAAUACAACCGACCAUUCCUCGGCCAGCGAUGAUGAAGUCGAUGACACUGAUAGCGAAGAAAGUCAAGAAAUAGAGAAUGGAAAUCCUGGUUGUGGCAGAGGCAGCGGCUUCGACUCCCUGAAUACUUCUGAUGACUUCCUUGGCCUUGAGAAUCUGGAAGGUGGAGACUUUGGCGGCCUCUCUACCACGGAUACUACCGAAGCCAUUCUUCCUUGCACCAGGCGACACAAGGAGGCUUCGCGACGAGAACGUACUCGCCACAGACUCUUGAAACCACCCAAGCUUACAAAGCAGUUUCUACUUUCGCCACCUACUUCGCCUCCUGUCGGCUGGGAGCCUCGUGUUGAAGCAGAGCCUGUGGUAAACUACGAGCUUCUGGCCGCUUUGGCCAGCCUGGCACCCGGUAAGAACCAAAUCUGA
Protopolystoma xenopodis is the source of this 708-nucleotide messenger RNA. Lineage: Eukaryota; Metazoa; Platyhelminthes; Monogenea; Polystomatidea; Polystomatidae. The record is from the annotation of a GenBank genome assembly.